CUGUGCCCAGGACGCCGCUCUUCAACCCUCCGCUUCCGCUUCCACUUCCACUUCCAUUUCCAUUUCCACCUGAACUCCAUCGCCAUCGAGGUGAACAAGACAACCGCUAUGGCGCUACAUCCUCAGUCUGAGGAGCGCAGUGUCGACGAAAAUCAAGCGAUCUCCGGAAGUGUCUCAACCACGCAGAAGGGCGACAACUGUGACAACGACCAGCGAGCUGACAUGACCGACAAAUCCGUGGGCGAUUCCCAGAUUGACCAGUCGUCGUCAAAUGAAUCGAACAUCAACAGCGUCCACCAGAAGGACUCGAAAUCCGUGAACUUCUUGCCCGGAUUACGUGAUCUUUCUAUGAAUCCUGACUGCUUUUGGGCCUCACCGGUUGAGCCCGAAGAUGAUUGCAGCCAAGUCAUCGAUCUCGAUACCGAAGAGAAGACCUCUCGACAAUUGACCACCUCUCCAAUUCUAUCUCUUUCCAACGAAGUUAUGAACUCGAUCUUCAACGCAUUCGAUGUUGACCCCAAGCUGCCAAACCUUACCGUCAGGGCGGCGACCCCGAAGUGUCAAGAACUGUUUCGUCAAACCACGCGAUUCUCAUUGUGGUCGCUUUCCAGCACUUGCCGUGCUCUUCAACUCGUCAGCCAGCAGCGACUUUUCUCCAACAUCCAUAACGAGAGUGGCAAACGCGCCGGCUUAUUGUUGCGAUCUCUUGUCGAGUUCCCCCGUCUCCGCGCCUACGUCAAACAACUCGACUUGAGAUUUUCUCUGGACGACGGAGGAGAGUGCGAGGAUGGCCUCUAUGGAUGUCUUGAUCUCGAUUUGAGCAAGAUACCAAGUUUCCAUGCCAGCGUCGUCAAACGCUCUGGUAUCCUUGACGAUAAGGGGGCCAUAAGACCGGGACCGGUCGAGGACGUCUUCCAGACCCUCAUUGGCCUCAUGUUGUCUCUCACAACAAACCUCGAGACUUUAACGCUCGGCUUCGACGUCCGUCACGAUCGAGACUAUAUCGACGACACAGGCAACGGAGUCGAGUCCUUUCUCUCACUCUUUCGCGGAGUCGACACAACCUGUGAGGCCAUUGGAGGCCUCUUAGUUUCCGACAACUUCGUGGCUGACAACAACACCAACGACAACACUGCCACAAAGGCAAUGCACCAUCGUCAACAUCAACUCCUUCCCUGCUUGCGAAGUCUUGAUAUGCACCACCAAAAGGGAUGCUUCGACUUCAUCCACAGCGCUGUUCGACCCAGACUCUGGCCGUUCAAUCUGCCCAGCUUACUUGCGUUGCCUUCCCUGUUAUCCCUGACAACCUUUUCCGACACCACUCAGUGGGGAUACCUCGACGAGAUCACAUGGUCUGAGCCCUUCUUCGCACUCGAGACACUCUCUUUUCACCAUGAGACGAUGCCGGGAUCCGCCCUGUGCUGUAUCUUGCGGCGUUGUCCCAAUCUAAGGGCCCUUGAGAUCGAUCUUGACUGCGACGACCCAGGCCCCAUUGACGAGUACGGUGGUUUCCGAGGAAGCAAAGAAACUGCCCGGAUAUCAGACGCCAUUCCCAACAGCUGCCCGCGUCUCCGCUCGCUCACUUUGCUGACCAAGACGAACCCGAGAUUCUUUUUCCGUGAUGAACCAAACUCCGACUGGCUGGCGGGCAUGGCCGAACUCACCGACCUGCGCACCAAUGUCCCCUGUCUUUUCAAAGACCCGGGCGACAUGAUGACUGCCGACAUCUGCGACCGUCUUCCACCAAACUUGGAGAGACUGUCGCUUGAUGAUAUCUGGACCAUGGAUGACAGAGUGUCAUCUCUUGGACACUGGAUCGAAUCAGGACCUGAUGGGUACCUUCUACGCGACUUAAACGCUCUUGAUGCUAGUGCGCAGCCAUUUGCCAUCAUGCUCUCCCUCCUGGCGUCAUCUCGAAUGGCAGGUAAAUUGCCAAGUCUGCGAACUGUCUCUGUCAAGUCUCCCAUUUUCGAGAAGGAUACUGGAAAGUCUGCGCAGCACUUGGCUGAAGCUUUUGCUGUGGCCGGAAUGAAGUUUGAGGUCAUCCCCUUCUUAGUUUGGCCUCGUCCCGAGAGAAUCGGCGUUGACGCGUGGUCGUUUCGCCGGGCUGAGAAGAGACGGCAGCCUGGACGCCACAUCAAGUGGAUGGAGGUGAACGUUGAUGGCAUGUGGUGCCGCAUGCGCAUUGAUAGAUAUCGGGAAUGGCAGUCAGAGAAGAGAAAGACUCAUGUUAUGGGUUAA
Messenger RNA from Colletotrichum karsti, 2241 nucleotides. RefSeq lists its product as uncharacterized. The record is from RefSeq and is a predicted model, not a curated record. Lineage: Eukaryota; Fungi; Ascomycota; Sordariomycetes; Glomerellales; Glomerellaceae. The transcript has a single exon.